Molecule: messenger RNA, 978 nt
Organism: Symbiodinium natans
Lineage: Eukaryota; Dinophyceae; Suessiales; Symbiodiniaceae
Source: the annotation of a GenBank genome assembly
AUGCACACAGCCAGCAAUGUUUCCCAGUUGCCACAAGGAAUGCGGACAGAGGAGUUUGGCUUGCACCCGAGCAGUCCGGAGUGGUACACCUGCACGAAGAUGAUGAUCCGCAACGUCCCCGCUCGCUGCACGGAGCCCGAGAUGUAUGCGUAUCUGAGAACCAAAACGCCAAGCAACUUUGUCCUCCAGAUGCCAAAGACCAACGCAUCCAAGUGCAAGGGGUAUGCUUUUGUUCUGGCGACGAGUCCUCACGAAGUCGCCGAGUUGGCGAAAGCUUUGUGGCAACAGCGCGUCCCAGGCAGGAUGAGCAAUCGCCCAUUGAAGAUCCACCCUGCGGAGCAUGCGGAGCCCACGGUGCCCACGGUGGGCGGUGCAAACACCAGCCCGCUGCCCGUCUACUUCGCACAGGCCAGAUGCGGAGGGCCCGUUGUGAACUUCACCAAGCGAGAAAAGGAUGCAGAGCUCGACCUUCUCCCGCUCUCGAAAUUCUGGUGUGCCCUGGCGGUGCCUCCUCCACCAGGGUUGGAGCACCUCCAGCUUGAGUUGCUCGAUGCAUUUGCGACUUCGAAGACCCCAGAGGCGGGCAUGCGACGCCUUGAAGCAUCCAGUUGGUGGACAGAGGAGUUUGGCUUGCACCCGAGCAGUCCGGAGUGGUACACCUGCACGAAGAUGAUGAUCCGCAACGUCCCCGCUCGCUGCACGGAGCCAGAGAUGUAUGCGUAUCUGAGAACCAAAACGCCAAGCAACUUUGUCCUCCAGAUGCCAAAGACCAGUACAUCCAAGUGCAAGGGGUACGCUUUUGUUCUGGCGACGAGUCCUCACGAAAUCGCCGAGUUGGCGAAAGCUUUGUGGCAACAGCGCGUCCCAAGCAGGAUGAGCAAUCGCCCCUUGAAGAUCCACCCUGCGGAGCAUGCGGAGCCCACGGUGCCCACGGUGGGCGGUGCACACACCAGCCCGCUGCCCGUCUACUUCGCAUAG